Messenger RNA from Lemur catta (Ring-tailed lemur), 1408 nucleotides. RefSeq names its product asialoglycoprotein receptor 1 (gene ASGR1). The coding region runs from base 294 to 1169 and encodes 291 amino acids. The record is from RefSeq and is a predicted model, not a curated record. Lineage: Eukaryota; Metazoa; Chordata; Mammalia; Primates; Lemuridae. The transcript has 9 exons. Gene Ontology annotation, molecular function: signaling receptor activity.
ACUGUCCAAAGUCCCAGGCACUAGAGAUGCCAGGUUCUGCAUGCUGGGACACACAGACACGCAGACACAGAGACACAGGGCUCAGGGCCCUCCUAUGGACCCUGCCUCCUCCCGUGCUAUUGUCCAGGGCUGUCCACCCACCCCAGUUCUCCAGGCAUCAGCCCCCUCCUCAGCCCGGGACCUGUGUGGCACUGAGAGACCCAGGAGUCAGACCUUAAGACUUCAGCAACUCCAGCUCUGGUCAGCCCCAAGUCUAGCCUUGACUCAAGCCUGAGCCCAGCGCCAGCCAUAUCAUGACAAAGGAGUACCAAGAUCUUCAGCAUCUGGACAAUGAGGAGAAUGACCAUCACCAGCUCAGAAAAGGACCACCUCCUCCCCGACCCCUCCUGCGGCGUCUCUGCUCUGGAUUCCGCCUCGUCCUGCUGUCCCUGGGCCUCAGCGUCCUGUUGCUGGUGGUUGUCUGUGUGAUUGGAUCCCAAAACUCCCAGCUGCAGGAGGAGCUGCGGGCCCUGAAAGAGACAUUCAGCAACUUCACAGUGAGAGUGGAGGCCGAGGUCAAGGGCCUGAGCACCCAGGGAGGCAGCGUGGGAAGAAAGAUGAAGUCGCUGGAGUCCCAGCUGGAGAAACAGCAACAGGACUUGAAAGAAGAUCACUCCAGCUUGCUGCUCCACGUGAAGCAGUUUGUGUCCGACCUGCGAAGCCUGGGCUGUCAGAUGGCGGCCCUCCAGGGCAAUGGCUCCGAAAGGACCUGCUGCCCCGUCAACUGGGUGGAGCACGAGGGCAGCUGCUACUGGUUCUCUCGCUCCGGGAAGCCGUGGCCCGAGGCGGAGAAGUACUGCCAGCUGGAGAGCGCCUACCUGGUGGUGGUCACGUCCUGGGAGGAGCAGAGGUUCGUCCAGCACCACAUAGGCCCCGUGAACACCUGGAUGGGCCUCUCGGACCAAAAUGGGCCCUGGAAGUGGGUGGACGGGACAGACUACGAGACAGGCUUCAAGAACUGGAGGCCCGAGCAGCCGGACGACUGGUACGGGCACGGGCUGGGGGGAGGCGAGGACUGUGCCCACUUCACCGAGGACGGCCGCUGGAACGACGACGUCUGCCAGAGGCCCUACCGGUGGGUCUGCGAGACCCAGCUGGGCAAGGCCAGCCAGGAGCCGCCUCUCCCCUAAUUUAUUUCCCCAGUGCCUUGACCUGCCCAGGAAUCCUCCUAUCUGCGGGCCUCCUCUGCCUUCUGGGGGAUUUUCAUCCAGGAUUUUAAGGGAAGGGGAUAGCAUGGUGUCUGAGGAAAGUGGGGUGACAUUUGGAGGGGCGGGGAGAUCGAAACCCUUGUCACUUUCUGCAGUUUGCCAGUUAUCAUUGUCAACUUUUUUUUUUUUUUUAGAGUAAAAACAAGAGAAAUAUACCGAAA